Molecule: messenger RNA, 1278 nt
Organism: Sycon ciliatum
Lineage: Eukaryota; Metazoa; Porifera; Calcarea; Leucosolenida; Sycettidae
Product: BET1 homolog
Exons: 3
Coding region: 278-595 (105 amino acids)
Cellular component (GO): SNARE complex
Molecular function (GO): SNAP receptor activity
Source: RefSeq, a predicted model, not a curated record
GAUCAGACAGGAGAGCUGGAGACAAAAAAGAACUACAGUACCACACUCCUGGAAAUAAUUGAUCGAGCAGGUUUGAUACCAAACUUCUACCUUCAUAUUCAAAGUCAUAAUAUCUGUGUUCAGUGUCUUCUUCAUCACAUUCCUUUAGAAUUUUCUGGUGCUGAGAGUCAGGAACACCGUGAUCGUAGUUAGAACUGGGGUCAGUGCUUUGUGCUAUUUUCAACACUGAAUUCUUGCGAAGACCGAAUCUCACUCAUCGUUCCUUAGAGGUUGCACCAUGCAAUCACGCGGCCGCAGCCAUGGAACAACGCGAACAGAAGAGAUGUUUGCCAACGAGAAUGACCGUAUCGUUGAAUCGAUGACGGCUAAAGUGGCCCAGUUGAAGUCGGUUUCACUUGACAUUGGGCGAGAAGUACGAGAGCAAAAUGCGGAACUGCUGGGCAUGGGUUCUGAGUUCGACAAUGCCGGCGGUCUGCUGGGUUCCACAAUGAAGCGGCUGGGUCUGAUGUCGAAAGCUGGACACAACAACUGGAUGUGUUACAUGAUAGCGUUUGUCCUGUUCGUCUUCUUUGUCACGUACUUCUUGGUCCGAUAGCACCCUUGGUGUGCUCGUUUUGUUUGUUUGUUUGUACUUCGGUGGCUUGUAUAUCGGAAUGCCUGUCCUGCUGAUUGUGUUCUUUAGCCUGCUGCCAUGUAUUUAUGUGUGUACGUGCGUGCGUGCGUGUGUGUGGUGUGUGUGUGUGUGUGUACAUGCGCGUCACCUGUAUCUAUUUAUUUCCAAUACCGUAGAGAGAGGGAGCACUUUGCAAUUGCUGUUCAAAGCACGUUUCUGCCUGCUGGCCGGCCUAUCACUCGUGUCAUGCUUUUUUUUGUGUUUGUGUUCAAUCGUACCUGUUCAUCUGCCUGAUGCCAGUGCGAUGUCUAUAUGCUGUUGUAUGCUUUUGCGCUAUUUUCCUUACUGGCCGUGUUUAUUCGUGUUAUUCUGCUGCUGAUUAGCUGUCUCUUUGUGUCGAAAUGCGACUAUUUUUUUUAACAGCUUAGGCCUGUGGCGACUUUCGUUGUCCCCUGUAUUGAUGCAGCUCCCAUGGCUUGUGUACAGGUGUAUGUCUUGUCCUAUCCUGUGCGACUGUUUCUCCACGCGUGUAAGUAUGUACAUGUGUGUGCAAGUUCUAUGAUUUGAGCUCAACGACUUGAUUUUGAUCAGUAAAUAGCUGCAAUUUCAAUCAUUCGGUCCACCAUAUUUUCUCUCUUGGUGAUGCAACGAUCUUUCUAAUGGUA